Messenger RNA from Acomys russatus (golden spiny mouse), 2001 nucleotides. RefSeq names its product long-chain-fatty-acid--CoA ligase ACSBG2-like. Gene Ontology annotation, molecular function: long-chain fatty acid-CoA ligase activity. The transcript is spliced from 13 exons. The coding region runs from base 1 to 2001 and encodes 666 amino acids. Lineage: Eukaryota; Metazoa; Chordata; Mammalia; Rodentia; Muridae. Gene Ontology annotation, cellular component: endoplasmic reticulum; membrane. The record is from RefSeq and is a predicted model, not a curated record.
AUGGCUCAGGAGAAGAAGGCGGAGGAGCAGGAGAGGAUCGCGGAUGCCACCCCAGCCGUUCCCAAGCUGUGGAGCAGUCACUGUGAUGGAGAGGUGCUCCUGAGGCUGUCCAAACAUGGGCCAGGCCACGAGACCCCGAUGACCAUCCCCGAGCUGUUACAGGAGUCUGUCGAGCGGUUCAGCGCUUACCCAAUCCUAGCCUCGAAGAACGGCAAGAAGUGGGACAUCCUGACAUUCAGCCAGCUCUACGAAGCGUGUCGCAAGGCAGCCAGGUCGCUGAUCAAGCUGGGCCUGCAACGCUUCCACAGUGUUGGCAUCUUGGGCAUUAACUCCCCCGAGUGGAUCAUUGCUGCCCUGGGCUCCAUCUUGGCUGGGGGCUUCUAUGUUGGUAUUUAUGUCACCAACUCGGCCGAGGCUUGCCAGUACGUCAUUAAUCACGCCAACGUGAAUGUCUUAGUGGUGGAGAACAGCCAACAGCUGCAGAAAAUCCUGUUGAUUCCACCAGACAAGAUGGAGUCUGUGAAAGCCAUUGUGCAGUACAAAUUGCCCUUGAUGGAAACCGACAGGAACCUGUACUCUUGGCAUGACUUCAUAGAGCUGGGGAACAGCAUCCCCAACGUGCAGCUGGAUCGGAUCAUCUUAAGCCAGAAGGCCAACCAGUGUGCGGUCAUCAUCUACACCUCAGGGACCACAGGAAACCCCAAAGGGGUGAUGCUGAGCCACGACAAUAUCACGUGGACAGCAGGGGCUAUGGCACGUGUGGUGGAGGCGAGCCACGUCAUGGGCAAGCAGGAAACAAUAGUCAGUUACCUGCCCCUCAGCCACAUCUCAGCCCAGAUACUGGACAUGUGGACCGCCAUCAAAGUAGGGGGGCUUACUUUCUUCGCUCAACCAGAUGCACUCAGGGGCACCUUGAUAUUCACUCUUCAGGAGGUAAAGCCUACAAUUUUCCUGGGGGUGCCACGAGUCUGGGAAAAGAUGCAGGACACUAUCAAGGAGAAUGUGAGCAGGUCCUCCAGCCUGAGGAAGAAGGCGUUUGCGUGGGCGAAGUUACUUGGCUUGAAAGUCAACACCAAACGGAUGCUGGGGAAACAAGACAUCCCCAUGAACUACCGUAUGGCAAAGGCCCUGGUGUUCACGAAGGUCAGGACCUCCCUGGGCCUGGAGCACUGCCACACCUUCUUAAGUGGGGCUGCGCCCCUCUCCCAGGAGGUCUUGGAGUUCUUUCUCAGCCUGGACAUCCCCAUUGGUGAGAUCUACGGGAUGAGUGAAUGCUCUGGACCCCACUCGAUCUCCUCCAAGACCAACUACAGAGUUCUGAGCUGCGGCAAGGUUCUUGACGGCUGCAAGAGCAUGUUGUACCAGCAGAACAAAGAUGGCAUUGGUGAGGUGUGCAUUUGGGGCCGGCAUGUCUUCAUGGGCUACCUGGACAGGGAGGAAGACACACUGGAUGCCCUCGAUGACAACGGCUGGCUGCAUUCUGGGGACAUGGGCCGCCUGGACAGUCACGAUUUUCUCUAUAUCACUGGCCGCAUCAAAGAAAUCCUGAUCACGGCUGGUGGCGAGAAUGUGCCCCCCAUCCCCAUCGAGACCCUAGUGAAGGAGAAAAUUCCCAUCAUUAGCAACGCCAUGCUGGUGGGCGACAAGGCCAACUUCCUGGGCAUGCUGUUGACAAUCAAGUGCGAGACAGACAAGAUGAGUGGAGAGCCUCUGGACACAUUGAACAUGGAGGCUCUCAGUUUCUGCCAGUCCCUGGGUAGCCCGGCAGCCACCGUGUCAGACAUUGUGAAGCUUCGAGAUCCGCUGGUCUACACCGCCAUCCAGUGCGGCAUAGACCUCGUGAAUCAUGAGGCGGCCUCCGAUGCCCAGAGAAUUCGGAAGUGGACCAUCUUGGAGAAAGACUUUUCCAUCCAGGGCGGAGAGCUGGGGCCGACAUCAAAACUUAAGAGACGUGUCAUAGCCCAGAAAUACAAAGCACAAAUCGAUAACAUGUACUUGUAG